CCUGUUCUGAGACGCAUCAUUUGGCAACCCAUCACAGUUCCUCUCCGGUGAAGCUAAGCUACAACCCUACUGCGUUUGCCAUCACUGCUGGAUAGAGCACUACAACCUUAGGCUCGCCAGGCAAAAAAAUAGCGCGGGAAAUAUAUUAAACAUCUCAGGGGUGUAACAGAGGAGGGAAGGUGCACUCAGGAUGGUUACCAUUCCAGAGUACUACGAGGGAAAAAAUGUUCUCAUCACAGGGGCCACAGGCUUUAUGGGGAAAGUACUUCUGGAGAAGCUGCUACGCUCUUGUCCUGGUGUCAAAGCUGCCUAUGUGCUUGUCCGGCCCAAAGCAGGACAGGUGCCCAAUGUCCGAAUUGCUGACAUGAUCAACUGCAAGCUUUUUGACAGACUGCGAGAGGAGCAGCCCGAUUUCGCAGAGAAGAUCGUGGCGGUCAACAGCGACCUGACGCAGCCAGAUCUGGACCUCAGCAUAGAAGACCAGGAGACCCUCGUGGGCUGCAUUAACAUAGUGUUUCACUGCGCUGCCACCAUCCGCUUCAACGAGCCUCUGAAAGAUGCCAUGCAGUUGAAUGUACUGGCCACGCAGAAGAUGCUUAACUUGGCUCACAGAAUGAAGCAUUUUUGGUGUUUAUCCACGUGUCCACGCCUAUGCCCCUGUGACCGAGAGCUCAUUGAAGAGGUGGUCUAUCCUCCACCGUCGAUUACAGGAAGCUCAUAG
Molecule: messenger RNA, 721 nt
Organism: Carassius auratus (goldfish)
Lineage: Eukaryota; Metazoa; Chordata; Actinopteri; Cypriniformes; Cyprinidae
Product: fatty acyl-CoA reductase 1-like
Exons: 4
Coding region: 191-721 (176 amino acids)
Biological process (GO): long-chain fatty-acyl-CoA metabolic process
Cellular component (GO): peroxisome
Molecular function (GO): alcohol-forming very long-chain fatty acyl-CoA reductase (NADP+) activity
Source: RefSeq, a predicted model, not a curated record